AGCGCAUUGAAAGAGUCUUAUCGCAACGGCGCCGCAAAAAUGGAAGCACGACCUCGUCUUCUUCGCUUCUCCUCCGCCGUCGUCGUCGACGGCGGCGGCGGCGGCGACGACUUCUCCUCCCUCUUCUCCAACCUCAACACUCUCCUCCUUUCCAAUCCUAACCCUAAACCUAACCCUAUCCGCUUCCCCACCUUCUCCUCCACCUCUCUCCGCUACGCCCCUCGCUCCACCUCCCGUGGUCCGAUUCUCAAAGAUCUCCCAUCCUUCGAACGUGCCCUCAUCGGUGCCGCCGCUGGCGCCAUCGCCGGUGCAUUCACCUACGUUUGCCUCCUCCCCAUUGACGCCGUGAAGACCAAGCUCCAGACCAAGGGCGCUGCCAAUCUCUACUCGAACGCUCUCGAUGCUGCUAUCUACACCCUCCGCACCGAAGGUCCCCUCGGUUUCUACCGUGGCGUCUCCGCCGUCCUGGUCGGCUCCGCCACCUCCUCCGCCAUCUACUUCGGCACCUGCGAGCUCGGUAAGUCGGUCCUCGGCCGACUCUCAUCCUUCCCCCGGAUCCUCAUCCCUCCCACGGCUGGAGUCAUGGGUAACAUCGUCUCCUCCGCCAUUAUGGUUCCCAAGGAACUCAUCACCCAGAGAAUGCAAACCGGCGCCCGGGGCCGAUCCUGGGAGGUCCUGCUGAGAAUUAUCAAAAAAGAUGGGUUCUUAGGGCUUUACGCCGGGUACUCUGCCACACUACUGAGAAACAUCCCCGCAGGGGUUCUAAGCUACUCUUCCUUUGAGUACCUCAAGGCCUUCGUGUUGAGCCAAACGGGGCAGAGCCAUUUGGAGCCGGCACAGAGUGUUUGCUGUGGAGCAUUGGCCGGGGCAAUCUCAGCGUCAUUGACGACGCCUUUGGAUGUAGUGAAGACAAGGUUGAUGACACAAGCGCACGGGGAAACGGGGAACAAGAUCUCGGUGGUAGUGAGGCAGAUUAUGACUGAAGAGGGAUGGAUAGGGUUUGGCAGAGGGAUUGGGCCAAGAGUUCUUCACAGUGCUUGCUUUGCGGCAUUGGGGUACUGUGCAUUUGAGACCGCGAGGCUUGCUAUUCAUCAGUAUGUGCAGCAGAGGCAAGCUGAGGAGGCUAAUGCUUUGGCUUGAUAUUUAUUUCGAUGUUGAUGAUAGGCAUGAAAAUGGGAUAUAUUCACCAACACUUUAUGUUUGAGAAGAGCUUAUGGCUAUGGUACAUGUUGCUUAUUACUUUGUUGUACCUUUGGUCUGUUGGUCUAUAAAUUCGAAAGUGAUCAUUUUGGUUCCUGAACUAACAGAUAUGCGGAGGAAAAAUUGUUGAACUAAGAGAAAAGUGUGUUUAGUGUUUGAUUGACCUUUUUUUUUUAAUUGAAUCCUGGGUCUUAAGUUGCUUAGUUCAUACCUAUUAUCCAUCUUUUUUAGUUGGAACCGAGUACUUUUUUAGCUUAAUCGGCUUCCAAUGUAGUUAUUGGAAUACUGCAAUGGGACAACAAUUUUGAAAAGCUUGUAACUAGCUCUGUUUUUAUGAUGGUUAUUGGAAUAGUGUGCUUGGCUUGAUGGAAGAUGGAUGAAAUGAAGAGAAGGUUUUAUGAAUUCAUUUUGUUCCAUUUGUUUGCUUUUCAAAGAAAAAGGAAUAAUAGUUCUCUUGUGUUGUUUUCUCUUACUUUUCAAUACUCUUGUUUAAUGUGUUUACUUUUAUGAAAUGUUCGGAAA
Dioscorea cayenensis subsp. rotundata (Guinea yam) is the source of this 1722-nucleotide messenger RNA. Its product is annotated as protein MITOFERRINLIKE 1, chloroplastic. The coding region runs from base 40 to 1140 and encodes 366 amino acids. The transcript is spliced from 2 exons. Gene Ontology annotation, molecular function: S-adenosyl-L-methionine transmembrane transporter activity. Gene Ontology annotation, cellular component: mitochondrial inner membrane. Lineage: Eukaryota; Viridiplantae; Streptophyta; Magnoliopsida; Dioscoreales; Dioscoreaceae. The record is from RefSeq and is a predicted model, not a curated record.